This is a messenger RNA of Bacidia gigantensis, 2565 nucleotides long. RefSeq lists its product as uncharacterized. Bases 1 to 2565 code for a protein of 854 amino acids. NCBI's taxonomy places the organism in Eukaryota, Fungi, Ascomycota, Lecanoromycetes, Lecanorales, Ramalinaceae. The record is from RefSeq and is a predicted model, not a curated record. The transcript is spliced from 2 exons.
AUGUACUAUUCGAAUAUCACUUCCAAUGCAACCAUCAAUCCAUUACGUGGCCCGACAAUAGACCUAGCACCAAGCCUACUAACCAACGAGACAGCCACAAAAACUGCGAAGGCGAUAAGCGAGGCCAAUAUCAAUCUACCGGCAUCGUGUAAAGUCACGCAGCCCACUGCAACAAGCGCUUUGAAUUCCACACUCUUUCCAUACUAUAUUCCAUACAACACACUACAGACUUGCGAUAUCUACGGACCUACCUGCCAGACAGGGAAUAUCACAGUCAAAGUUAGCAUACAUGGCUGUGUAUCUGCCACCACAACGUUACCGUGCUCAUCAUAUCUAUCUUCUCAAGCCCAGUAUCUCCAUUCUUUCAUACCAAACGUGCCUUCCAACGGGACUCUCCCCUGGGACUGGCAAAAGGGAUAUGGACGAAGCCCACAGUGUCGUUCGUAUGAAAGGGCCCUGACGGAGAGCGUUCCGUUUACCCUGUCCGGCUGUCCAGCUGAUAAAAUCCUUGCGGACUGGGAUCGAACAACAGCAGCUCCUAUCCCACCGAUGUAUCCACCGGCACCCGACGAUGACAGGCAUACUUCGAGGUUUGAAUGCUGUGGUAAAUGCAACAUACAUGCCCCAAUUCUAAAGGUAUACUAUUUCCCGGACCCAAAUGCAGAGUCCUACUGCCGGAAUAAGGGUCUCCGAGUCGGCUUUGCAGGGGAUCCAGCGCAGUCAAAUACUGUGCCAGAUGUCUUAGUUUCUCCAGCUAAUGGCACCGUUGCGGUAGGUAUUGUCACUGCGCCGCCCAUCACAACUGCAGUCAUAGGCAGCGUUACCAUGAUCUCGCCAUCUAUCUAUAUCUCCUUUGGAGGGGAGCUUGCAGUAGGGGAUCGCUGCGGUAGGGUCGGGCGUAACUAUAGCAGCACACUUCUCGCCUUUGCACCUGAAGAUGUCUCCACCUGGAGACUCCCCUCACUCACGGCUUCUAAGUCAGGUGGCAAGAAUGUAGUACCAGGCCUGACUUCGCAAGCACCGCUUACCAUCGCAGACCUCGAAUGCCCAUCUCUGGGGGUAUCGCCGCGGAGCAUUACCAGGUCUAUAAGUAGCAAUCAACGUAACUGGGAGUUCGUUUAUGGCUCACCAUACCACGCCCUUGUUGCGCAACUAUCUCAGAUAUUGACGUUUGAUCCAACGUGGAGCAGUAUCUGUACAGCCGUGGAUAGCAUAGGGCCAGCAGAGCAUGUGGGGCUCUUGGAUCCAGCCAGAGUAUUAAACGCCGCGGCGGUGCUGGCUGCACCGACACCAGCAACUGGAUCGGGCAAGCCAGACCCGGUGGUAGCGCCUGUUCAGAAAGCUGAAGAUGACAGGCCGCAAUCUACGCAGCGGACUGGUGAUCCAGGUGCGCAAAAGGUCGGAAGUAAUCCGUUGAGUGGUGAUGAUUCCUCUGAGAAGGGGCUCGGUGACUCAAAGGGACGAAAUGAGCAGCAAAAAGCCGGAGACUCGCCUUCGACGAACAUGGGAUCCGAAAGAGCACGAUUGAAAGAUGCUCAAUUGAAAGAAAAUGCAGAUCCUGGACCAGCAUGUGGAUCUUCCUGUAAUAAUGAGCCCACGGAAUCAAAAACAUCGCCUCAACCUCAGGCUGCUACUCAAGUUGAAUCGGGAGCCAAUAGUGAAAUAGACAACGGAGAUGCCAAUUCACGUGCUCGUUUCUCGAAUUCAUUCUUCAGGUUAUCCAAAGUAAAGGAUGGAUCAUUUGGGGCAGGAAAUAGUGGGCAAAGUUCAUCAGAGACAGGAUCGUGGCCAGCUGCUCAAGAUGUUCUAAACGGAAGUUUAGGCUCAGGCACGACUAACAAUCCUUCUAGACAAGGGAGUGAGGAGGCAGAAUUCUCUUCGUCCUUCGAUACUAAAUACCCAUUCCUAUCUGGCGCAUUGAAGUCACUGCAGAACCAGCAUACAGAUGAGGCCAACGAUAACAACUCAGAUGAGGUAGGCAAAGCGGGUGAUGACAGCUCCAAAAGCAAUUAUGAAAGUACUGGUGCGAGCGUCAAUCACGACACCGACAACAAAGCCUAUCCAAUCGAGGCCAAUGGUGCUCAGGGUUCUGUUUUGGCCGGCUCACAUUUGGGCUCGUCUAUCACUGAUAGUAACCUGCAUUCGACAAACGCUAGUAAUGAAGGCGACGGCGAUGAGAUCCCAAAUGCCACAUUAGACAGAACAUCAAAUGCAGUUCCGUUCGAGCGAAGUGCAACAGCUACGAAUAUACCACCAUCUUCUCUCUCCGACACCGAGCUCGGCUUCGGCCCCCUCAUCAAUUCCGCUCACACCAGUUCAUUCCCUACCGACUCUUUCUCCCCCUAUGUAUCCGAUUUCGAAUCCCCUUCCUACCCUGCUGCCGACUCUACGCCUAGCGUGAAAAGGGGAGCCGAUGACGGACCAGCAAAAAAUGCCGACUUUGCAGAAACAGUACCAAGAGCAGGGACAAACGAAUGGAAAGGAGUCGGACAGGAGACAAUAGCACAGACGGGGGAGGCAGCGGGACGGCUUUCCAGAGCGGAGUUGGGAGGUGUGGAGGGUUAG